CAUAUUCUUCGCCAAUUCACAACAACACAUCAUUGCUUGCUCCCGCCUAUUUAUACCCCAAUUGCGACACCGCCGAGCUCUAAGAGCUCGCGCUGAGGCGGAGGCGGAGACCGAACUUCCCCGACUCCUCUCCGCCGCCAUUAAUGGACGCCCCGCUCCUCCGCGAGAAGGCGCGCGUCGCCGCCGAAGAGGAGGCGAGGAAGGGGGAGGGAGACGAUGCUGCGGCGGAGGUGGGGAGGGUUUGGGACGCCUACAAGGUGUUCGCGGGCGAGUCGAAGAGGCUCUGGGCGAUCGCGGCGCCCAUCAUCUUCAACAUAUUCUGCUUGUACGGCACGAACUCGACGACGCAGAUCUUCAUGGGGCGUCUUGGCAAUCUCCAGCUCUCGGCCGUGGCCAUCGGCCUCUCCGUCGUCUCCCACUUCUCCUUCGGAUUCCUCCUGGGAAUGGGGAGUGCACUGGAGACUCUAUGCGGGCAAGCCUACGGCGCCGGCAAGGUCGCGCCGCUCGGCCUCUACAUGCAACGUUCAUGGAUCAUCCUCCUCGCCUCCGCUUUCCUCCUCUCCCCGCUCUACGUCUUCGCCACACCAAUCUUAAAGCUCCUCGGCCAAGACCACGCGAUCGCCGUCGAGGCCGGCAAGUUCACAGCAAUGAUCAUCCCCGAGAUGUUUGCAUUUGCUAUCAACUUCCCCACCCAGAAGUUCCUCCAGGCUCAGAGCAAGGUCAUGGUCCUGGCUUGGAUUAGCUUUGUGGCUCUUAUUGUUCAUGUUGGGCUAUUGGGCCUGCUUAUCUACGUGCUCGAUACGGGCCUUGCGGGGGCGGCGGCGGCCUGUAACGUUUCGGCCUGGUUGGUCUCUUUGGGCCAGGUUGGGUAUAUUGUGGGCUGGUGCAAGGAUGGGUGGGCAGGGCUUUCGUGGGCCGCGUUCAAGGAUUUAUGGGCUUUCGCGAAGCUAUCGCUCGCUUCUGCGGUGAUGCUCUGCCUCGAGAUUUGGUACAUGAUGGUCCUGGUGGUGCUCACCGGUCACCUUGAUAAUGCAGAGAUUGCCGUUGAUUCCAUUUCUAUCUGCAUGAACAUAAAUGGUUGGGAAGCAAUGCUGUUUAUAGGACUCAAUGCAGCUAUAAGCGUUCGAGUGUCCAAUGAGCUAGGAGCUGGUCGGCCGAGGGCCGCCAAACAUGCCGUCGCUGUGGUCGUUGCACAAUCACUGGUGAUCGGAUUCAUCGCAAUGGCCGUUAUAUUGGCAUCUAGGAACCAUUUCGCCAUCGUAUUUACUAGUGACAGAGAGCUACAAAAAGCAGUUGCUGAUGUAGCUUACCUUCUGGCAGUCACAAUGGUGCUCAACAGCAUUCAGCCUGUGAUUUCAGGAGUUGCUAUUGGAGGUGGGUGGCAGGCCCUAGUUGCAUACAUUAAUCUCUGUUGCUAUUAUAUAUUUGGGCUUCCUCUCGGAUUCUUUUUUGGCUUUGUGUUACACUGGGGACUCCAGGGGAUCUGGGCCGGCAUGCUCUGUGGAACUGCGCUACAGACCUGGAUUCUGCUAUAUAUGAUUUGGAAAACUGAUUGGGAAGCUGAGGCUGCUAAAGCAUCUGAGCGCUUACAAUUGUGGGGUGGAGAAGAAAGAUGAAGCGAGCAAAGAAACGAGUCUACUUAGCUGAAAAGUUCUUUGGGGAAAUUGAGCUGAAUUUUUAUGUCCCCUACCAUUAUUAGGUAUAAAUUCAUGUGUUGAGUACAUUACUCGAGGAAAAAGGAUAUGUAAAAUGUAGUUUAAUAAGCCAUAUAUAUGUUGCUUAGGCAAACUUAACUCACGUUCAAUGGAGACCGUACGAAGAGAAACACUGCAGAAAGGAACGAGGUGCUUACUUUCUCCUAUUUAGUAUUUGGGAAAGUUUUCAGUUAAUUUUUUCCCUUUUUUAUAAGUUUAUAAUUGUGCUCAUUUCCAUAGAGAAGAUGAAAACAAAAA
Molecule: messenger RNA, 1952 nt
Organism: Ananas comosus (pineapple)
Lineage: Eukaryota; Viridiplantae; Streptophyta; Magnoliopsida; Poales; Bromeliaceae
Product: protein DETOXIFICATION 35-like
Exons: 7
Coding region: 144-1616 (490 amino acids)
Biological process (GO): xenobiotic detoxification by transmembrane export across the plasma membrane
Cellular component (GO): membrane
Molecular function (GO): xenobiotic transmembrane transporter activity; antiporter activity
Source: RefSeq, a predicted model, not a curated record